This is a messenger RNA of Crotalus tigris (Tiger rattlesnake), 1224 nucleotides long. RefSeq lists its product as uncharacterized. The coding region runs from base 1 to 1224 and encodes 407 amino acids. NCBI's taxonomy places the organism in Eukaryota, Metazoa, Chordata, Lepidosauria, Squamata, Viperidae. The record is from RefSeq and is a predicted model, not a curated record. The transcript is spliced from 2 exons.
AUGGUUCCUUCUGACCAGCUUCGUGUCCAUCAAAACCUGGGCAAACUAGUAGCCAUAUCCCAGUACUUGGCUGAUGCCUCCUUACACUCCACCAGGUACUCCUCAUGGGCCAUAGCAGUGGAUGUUUCAGCCCGCAGACUUCUGUGGCUUAAGACCUGGCGGGCAGACCUCAAAGCAAAGUGGCGUCUUGCUACCAAGCCUUAUGCGGGGGGUUAUCUUUUUGGUGCGGCUCUAGACCCCUACCUGGUAGAAGAUCUUCCACCAACGGGCAGAAGUUCUCCUGGUUGGCCCACAUUGGCCAAGAUGACUGUGGUUCGCGGACCUGAUGGAGCUCUCCGUCUCACCUCCAUGGAGGAUCCCGGCAGGUCGUAUUUCCCUCACUCAGGGGGAACUCCAACACCCGGACCCGCAGUGGCUCCAACUAACCGUUUGGUACUUGAGAGGCGGGCCUUGAGCCAGGACUCAUAUUCGUCGAGGGUGAUAGCCAUGAUUCAACAAUCCAGGCGCCCCUCGAUGAAUAGAAUAUAUGAUGCCACAUGGAGGAGUUUCUGCACUUGGUGUGCAGAACAUAGGGUGGAACUCUCGGGUAUCUCAGUUCCAAUUGUGUUGGAAUUCCUGAUGGAUGAGUUAGAUAAAGGACUAUCCCCGAAUACUAUCCGUAGACAGGUUGCUGCUCUCACUACUGUACUCACGUGUGACAAUGCCACUUCUCUGACUCACCAUCUCAUGGUCUGUUCCUUUUUAAAAGGAGCAACCAAUGCCAAGCCACCGACAGUACACCGAUACCCUUCAUGGGACCUUCACCAGGUCUUACAGGCACUCGUUGCACCUCCAUUUGAACCUAUUGAUACAUGUCCACUAAAACUUUUAUCUAUGAAGGUGGCAUUCCUUGUGGCGGUCACGUCAGCCAGGCGAAUUUCGGAACUGGCUGCCCUUUCUGUCAGAGAGGAUCUGAGCAUUUUAUAUCCAGACAGGAUAAUCCUCAGACUUGACCCUUCCUUUAUUCCCAAGGUAAACUCCUUCUCCAUAGAUCCCAGGAAGUGGUUUUACCAGACUUCUAUCUUAAUCCAUCCCAUGACGUUGAGAUACAGUGGAACACACUGGACAUUCGCAGAGCCUUGCAACAUUACAUCAAUCGGACUUCAGCCUUCCGUAGAUCUGAGGCAUUGUUUAUUUCCUCCCAACCUUCGGCCAAGGGCCAGAAAGUUUCCUCAACAACAAUAG